This is a messenger RNA of Pelmatolapia mariae (spotted tilapia), 1723 nucleotides long. It is a transcript of the gene tmed1b, whose product is annotated as transmembrane p24 trafficking protein 1b. The record is from RefSeq and is a predicted model, not a curated record. Gene Ontology annotation, cellular component: endoplasmic reticulum-Golgi intermediate compartment; endoplasmic reticulum; Golgi apparatus. Gene Ontology annotation, biological process: intracellular protein transport; Golgi organization; endoplasmic reticulum to Golgi vesicle-mediated transport. Lineage: Eukaryota; Metazoa; Chordata; Actinopteri; Cichliformes; Cichlidae.
AUGCUAAGGAGAUGGCUCAACUUAGAUAGCCCUGUGUUUUUCAAUAAUAUUUUCGCCAUGGAUGCACUUUGGAGGAAAUCGAGAAGCAGAGGACGGCUGCUUGUGUUUGCAGCAGUCUUUGUGUGGUAUGCAGGGUCUGUGAGCUGUUUCGGCCAGAGCCAAGACAGCGAGUUUACGUUUCUGUUGCCAGCAGGAAGAUCCGAGUGUUUCUUUCAAAACGCAAUAAAGAACGGUACGAUGGAGGUCGAAUAUCAGGUGAUAGCAGGUGCUGGUAUGGAUGUGGACUUCACAGUACUCUCCCCUCAGGGCAUCCGGCUCAUAUAUGAGUCACGACGCUCUGAUGGAGUCCACGUGGUGGAGCCCACAGAGGAGGGAGACUAUGAAAUCUGCUUUGACAACAGCUUCAGUCGCUUCUCAGAAAAGAUGGUGUUCUUUGAGAUCAUUAUUGAGGGCCAAGGAGGAGAUGUGGGAGGAGAUGAUGAGUGGGCAGGCUUAGAGGAGCCUGAGGGAAGCCUUCUUGAAUACAAACUGGAAGAUAUCAGGGAAUCCAUGGAAUCUCUUUACAAACGCUUGGAGCGCAGCCGACAGAUGCAGACGGUGCUGCGCGCUUUCGAGGCACGGGACCGAAACCUUUUGGAAGAUAACCUGUGGAGAGUCUCGUUCUGGUCGUGUGCCAGCGUGGUGGUGAUGUUGUGCGUGGCUCUUACGCAGGUCUACACAGUCCGCAAACUGUUUGAUGAUAAGCGGAGGGUCCGCACAUAGAGGGAUUGUUUUGAAGUAAUACAUGACAGACCGGGAAGGAAAUCAGCUGAGAACAAGGCAUUUGGUUACCCAUUCAAAUUAUUACUAUUGUGUAUUAUUGCUCUUAUAAUCCACAUGGACACAAACAGUCACAAUAAAUUCUGCUGGAGUUGUAUUUAAUUUCUGAGACCUUGUUCCACAUUUCUUUGUGAGCAAUAAGUAACAUUGUUACACCCUUAAGGGUAACCAGAUGAGUAAAGGGUUUAGGAAGUUUAGGUUAGUUAGUCAUUUCUGUCAUUUAGUGCCUUUAACGUCAGAUCUUACCACAAGCCAUCGAGGAAAUGUUGUCCUGUUGUACUGUCCCAUACUUCUGAAACUGUGUAAAGGUUUUGGGAAAUUUUCACCAAAGGUGUCAUUACCUUUGAAGGUCAAUUGUGUGACAACACUUAACAAUUGAUCUGUGUAACUUCUUUGACUGCUGGUUUACAGGGGAUAACAUUGUGCAAUAGUGUUGCUGGCUUAUUUGUCCUCAACAGAUCCUGCCAUUGUAACAGUGAUUUUAAUUGUCAUCACUCCAAGUGUUUCCUUGGUUAUAGCCUUAGGGAUGUUUUUCUUUUUCUUUUGAGAGGUUACUGAUUUAUUGUUAUGUGCCAUUAAAAGAAUGCUGACACACUCAUAAAUAAAAAUGCAGAACAAGAAUGAGGGAUUAUUUUCACAGUGAUUAAUGAUGACAAACACGUGUCAGUUCUCUUUUAGACUUGUAUACAUACAGGAUGUAUGUGAAUGUAAGUUCAUGUAUAUAUCAGGAUUGUUACAUGCAUGUUUGGUUUCUGACAUUUUGGCUUUUGGGGAAUCAGAUCGGCUUUUUUUUUUCUUUCUGACGUUUGUGUGUGAAAAGAAUGUAAUUUUGAUUCUACUCAGCUUUUUAUUUUUUACCAGAUGCAUUGUGUGUGAGAUACUUAAAAAUCAAGUUUUCAUGGGA